CGAUACCUGACAAUUAUGGUUCUGAUGCGUCGGGGAUCACCGAACAUGGAGGACAUUGAGGUGCCCAUAGUCACAGCCAGGGCCAAUGUCAUGGUCUAUGAUGACUGCAAUAAAAGAUGGAUACCGAGUGGCAGUACACAGGGUCUGGCCAAAGUCCAGAUCUACUCACACACAGUCAACAACACAUUCAGGGUUGUUGGUCGCAAAAUGCAGGACCACGAGGUUGUAAUAAAUUGUGCAAUUUUACGAACAUUAAAAUACAAUCAAGCCACCGCAACAUUCCAUCAAUGGAGAGACAACAAACAGGUGUACGGAUUAAACUUCAGCUCGCGGGAAGAUGCCGAAAGUUUUGCUCAGGCUAUGAUGACGACACUUGAAACCUUAAAUCAAGGACAAGGUCCUCUUCCACCCCAAUCUCAGCCUAUAUACAACCAACCAAACAUUGCCAAUCCAAGUGGACCACCAGAUCACAGACAUUCUGGAGGUGGCCAUGUCAGACAGCCGUCAGGGGGAGCACCGAGAGAUUUCAGCCAUUAUGAUGCUCAACAAACACAACAACAGCCCCCACAAGCCCCCAAACCCCCAAGUGCUCCUCAGGCCCCAACUCCACCUGCCCCUCCCCCAGCCCCUGCUGCCCCUGCUGCCCCCGCUGCCCCUCCAGCACCCCCAGCCCCUGCGGCUCCUCCAGCACCACCUGCACCUCCAGCUCCGCCAGCACCGCCCUCUGGUGGAGGACCCCCAGCACCACCUGGUGCCGGUCCACCAGCCCCGCCCCCUCCGCCACCUGUAGGACCAGGCGUAGGAGCUGCCCAGCGCAUCGUCAGGUGGCGGAGGAGGAGGCUUGGCUGCAGCUCUACAAGCCCAGCAACAGAAGAUGAAGAAAGUGGAUUCAGUAAGUAUAUGAUUGCGGACCGGACAAGUGGCGGGGACAAGAACCGAUCAAGUGGAGGUGGCGGGGGAACUGGAAGUGGGGGAGGUGGAGACUUCAUGAGUGAAUUACAAAACCGACUAAAGAAAUCUAAAGCACCGCCAGCCAGUGACCCUGGUACCCAAACUCCACCCUCAGGACCUGUCUCUAGCAAUCGACCGCCAGCCACAAAAGCAACCAAUGGAAAGACAUUAUCAAAUGGAUCAGAUUCGCCACAGAUGAGUAGAAAAUGCCAUCAAAGUCCAGAUAUCUCUUUUCCAAGGAAGCCAUCAUUUUUGACAAAAUCUGACAGGAGAAUGAAUUCCUUACCUGGCCAGGAUACAACGGGGGUUUCUAAUGGACCAAGCAGUUCAGACCUAGAGUCGCUCAAACAGGAAAUCCUUACAGAAAUGAGGACUGAAAUGCAUAAAGUCAAAACAGAAAUAAUAGAAGCAAUUCGACAAGAGUUGGGCCAUAGAUAAAGCGUAGUGUGAUAGUAGUCUGCCUGGUGUGUGUGAAAUCGGACUGCAUUCUCUGUAUGAGUCACCUCUUUGGUGCAGCUUAUCACGAACACAAGGUGGUUACAGGCCCAGCGGACCUCUUCUGCAGACCAAAAUCAUCCUGUUACCAGUAAACCCUGAAAGCUUCAGGCUUCGAUGUCAGCGC
Molecule: messenger RNA, 1573 nt
Organism: Pecten maximus
Lineage: Eukaryota; Metazoa; Mollusca; Bivalvia; Pectinida; Pectinidae
Product: vasodilator-stimulated phosphoprotein-like
Exons: 12
Coding region: 16-1389 (457 amino acids)
Molecular function (GO): SH3 domain binding
Source: RefSeq, a predicted model, not a curated record